GAUUUAAAUUUUAUGCGCAUUUGUCAUUAAAUAUUAAUAUUACGCCAGCCAGCUGGUGGUGAAUGUCGUAAAUAAACGUAACAAGUUGGCAAAACAACAACGUAACAAGUUUAACAUAAUUGCUCUGCAAACUGUACAGUUUGAGAGCUUAAUUAUACAUAUAUACAAAAAAUAUUAUUGAAAACUGUUUUUAAAUACAUUACAUGAUAAGAAUUAUAAAAGUGACUUAUUGUUAAAGCAUUAAAAAAGAUUACAUUCUUUAUUUCUCAAGAAGUAUUGAUUGGAAAUUAGAAAGUCUGAUUAGACUGAUUAGAAGCUUUGAUAGCUUUAUAAAAUCGUAGAUAUCGCCCAAUCGUCAUAUUUGUUUUGCUUCUCUGCAUUAUCUGGUAUGUCAUAGUAUUACUUAUAAAAGAUAGCAGCUAUUUAACGGUUACCUGCAACUUAUUAACAUUUUCUUGUGUUUAUCUAAAAUGUAAUCAAUUCGAAUUCGUUUGGUUACUUUGGUAUUUUUUUUUUUAAUUGAUUUACAAAUCAUUUUUAGUUAUUUUUCUUAAUAUUUUUAAGCUAGUUCAAUUUCAUUUGAUAUAUAAUACAUAUUUUUGUCCUCAUCCUUAUCUAACUUACUUCAGCUGUAUAAAUCGCUAUGAUAAGAGCCAAGUUAACUUCUUAACAAAGGGUAAGUUAAAUUUUUCACUGCAGUUGACUUUCAUAAGUUAAAUAGGAAAGUUGGUAAAGUAAACAUUUAAUAUGGCCGACAGUCAAUAGUAAGUUAAAAUUUUCUAUGAAAAUCACUUGUGUAAAACCUUUUUCAAGUUCAAAGCGAGGAAAACAGCUCCUGAAAUCGGGACUUUUCUCAGAUAUAUGCAUUCGCAUUGAAGGCACCAGCUUUCGUUGCCACAAAAUCAUCUUGGCCUGCGCCUCAGAAUUCUUUGAAAAACUAUUCCAAAAUGAUGGCCUAACAACGGGUGAAGUUACAUUGGAGGAAACAACGCCGGAGAUUUUUCAAAUAUUUCUGGAUUUUAUAUACGAUCCGGUGGACAACCAGGCCUUAGAAAGUCUAAGCCCAGAAGUCCUAAUGUCCCUUAUGAAGUGUGCAAAUAUGUGGCUAGCAGAGGAUUUUGUCGAUAAAUGUGCUAGUAUCCUAAUAAGCCAAAGGGAACAUAUGCAACCGGAAACAUUAAUAAGCCUUUUUGCGGUGUCUUAUGAAAUGGAUCAUAAGCCAUUAAUGGUCCAGACCAUUGAGAUCUUGAAAGAUUCUUGGCGCAGUGCCAUGGACGAUCGGGCUACUGUGAAAAUGAAUAUCGGCUGUUUUGUGGAAUAUUUUGAAAAUACCUAUAACGUAUUUCGGCCGCGUAGGCGUUUUAAAAUGAUAGAAAACUGGGUAAAGGAAAACAAUUAUGUUAGAAAUUCGCCAUUGGAUUGGAAGGCAAUUACUGAAAUUGUGAAAAGUAUUCAAUUUCAGGAAUUAUCGGUGGAGGAGUUCUACAAUGGUCCAGGAAAAUCGAAUAUUUUAUCAGAUUCGGAAAAGUUUGAAAUUUUGUAUAGAGUUGCACGGGCAGGAUGCCAUUGUAUGAGUACUGUUAAGUCAGAUCUAAUGCUCGCUGAUGCUGAAGAUAAAUAA
Messenger RNA from Drosophila eugracilis, 1621 nucleotides. RefSeq names its product ectoderm-neural cortex protein 1-like. Lineage: Eukaryota; Metazoa; Arthropoda; Insecta; Diptera; Drosophilidae. The transcript is spliced from 2 exons. The coding region runs from base 782 to 1621 and encodes 279 amino acids. Gene Ontology annotation, molecular function: protein binding. The record is from RefSeq and is a predicted model, not a curated record.